This is a messenger RNA of Cladophialophora immunda, 2500 nucleotides long. RefSeq lists its product as uncharacterized. NCBI's taxonomy places the organism in Eukaryota, Fungi, Ascomycota, Eurotiomycetes, Chaetothyriales, Herpotrichiellaceae. The transcript has a single exon. The record is from RefSeq and is a predicted model, not a curated record. Bases 57 to 2339 code for a protein of 760 amino acids. Gene Ontology annotation, biological process: rRNA processing. Gene Ontology annotation, cellular component: small-subunit processome; nucleus; sno(s)RNA-containing ribonucleoprotein complex.
CAGCACUCGCCGCCUAGGAGGGGGAAAAAAAAAAUUAUCAAGUGUUCCAUCGGUUGAUGGCAAAACCCACAGCAUUCAGAAGCGGCAUCCCAAGUGUGCGGAGUGCCUUUACCAUCUUGCAGCCUUGCGCGCAUGUAGUGGCUGAUGUUACCGCUGCGAUAGACAACACGAUGGCCGACUCUGGCGGGCUUGUCACCACGCUAUCGACUUCCACCCAAGCCUUUCUACAACCUUCGUCCUCUCUCCACUCCGAGGUCUUGGCCUAUGUGAAAUCGAUCCUCGACCCUUUGGCUGUCAAUGUCGCAGCUGCGCAGAAGUUGAGGCGAGACGGCAACAGGAAAAAGAGAAAGCGGAGUGAUGUUGAGCGAGAAGAGGAAGUUCUGCAGUUGCGUCAAGUCUACACAGAUGGCCUGGGGGUAAAGCAGAUAUGGGAGCAAACGAGAAGGAUCUUGGAUGCCUCUUGCAAAGAGACAGAGAGAGACAUCGCUGCCCACAGAACUGGAGUGCAGCCAGACUUCCAGGAGCAGAGUGCCACCAAUGGCAAUGACUCUGAUGAAGUCGAGGCAUUGGAUGGGUCAGAGGAUGAGGAUGAGAUUUCAGCCGACGAUGACGUGCAGGAUGAGGUGCUAGAGGACGAGUACCUCGAUGAAGAGGAUGGUGCAGAAGAAUUUGAUGGUCUCGAAGAUUUUGAGGGCGUCGAGGCGGAAGAUUCUACGUCCGAGGCCGACCAACGGGAUCCUGGAACAUAUGUGCCAGACCCCAAUGGCCUCAACGAUGGCUUCUUCUCCAUCGACGACUUCAACAAGCAGACCCAAUUUCUCGAGCAGCAGGAUGCGCUUGGCGAAGACGACAACCCUAGCGAUGAGGAUGAGAUCGAUUGGGAUGCAGAUCCCUUGACCAUGCCUUUCCAUAAGCCGAAGGCGACUUCCGCCAGCCAAGACAAGAAAGGGAAUGGCCUUUCGGAUGUUGGAGAACAAUCAGAUGAAGAAGAUGGCCCAACAUUUGGAGACGCCGACCUCAACGCAGAAGAUACCGACGACGAUAUGAUGAGCCAGGACGAGGAAGUUCUCAAUGAUGGUGUCGACGGCCUGCAAAACACCAAUGAGAUUCGCUACGCCGACUUUUUCGCCCCUCCGCCCAAGAAACUGUCCAAGACAACGCGGAUGCGAGCACUACCGAAGACUCAACCGAGCACCCGACCCCAAGCGCCCACUCAAGACUUCGAGAGCGACAUGCAGCGAGCGAUUUCCGAUGUUCGACGUGACUUACUCGAGUCGGAGGAGGAAGACUCUGACUUGGAAUCUGGAAGUGAUAUGGAGGGCGUCAAGAGGUCAAACCAGAACUUGUCAACGCAUGAGAAGCAGCGAGCCGCCAUUGCAGCUGAAAUCCGCCGUCUUGAGGCAGCCAACGUGGCCAAGAGAGACUGGACCCUCUCUGGCGAGGCACGCGCUGCAGAUCGGCCCCUUAACUCCCUGAUCGAAGAAGACUUGGAGUUCGAGCGAGUUGGCAAGCCUGUGCCCGUGGUCACCGCCGAGGUUUCCGAAGACAUCGAACAGCUGAUCAAACGACGCAUCUUGGCUCGAGAGUUUGACGAGGUUGUUCGCCGGCACCCCGAUAGUUUGGGCGCCGCGAACGAAACCCGCAGAGGCCGGGUGGAAGUUGAUGACACGAAGCCCCAGUCUGGCCUCGCAGAACUUUAUGAGCAGGACCAUCUUCGUGCUACAGAUCCAGGCUACGUUGACAAGAGAUCCGCGGCGACAAAGAAACAGCACGAAGAGAUCUCAAGGCUGUGGAAAGAGGUGUCGAGUCAAUUGGAUCUACUGAGCAAUUUACAUUUCAAGCCCAAACGAGUGCAAGUCGAGAUCAAAGCAGUUGAAGACAAGCCCACGAUCAGCAUGGAAGAUGCAAGGCCUGUUGGAAUGGGUGUCAAUGCCGAGGAGAGCAUGCUUGCACCUCAGGAGGUGUAUCGGCCUGGUGAAGAGACAAGGAACAGGGGUAGCUUGGUUGUUCGCAAGAGCGGCGCAAGUGUAAGCAAAGAAGAAAUGACCCGAGAAGAGAAAUUGCGCAGAAGGAGGAGGGAGAAAGAGCGGAUGAAGAAGACACACGGAAAUGCAUCGACUUCAGGUGUAGCUACGAGUGCGCGAGGUAGAGGCGACGAUGCCAGGAAGUCCAAAGCCAAAACCAGAGAGCAAGAGAAGGCGGAUAUCCUGUCUGAGCUUCGCAAAGGCAACGUCAAGGUUGUGGGAAAGAAAGGGGAAUUGCAGGAUCUAGGCGGGAAGAAAGGUAACAAGGGAGGUCUUCCUGGCGGUCUAUUAGCAGGAGGGGCACUCAAGUUGUAGUUUGUGCUCUUGCGAGAAUGCGUGGUGCUCAUGGUGCCCGUUGGCUGUCAUCAAUAUACCAAGCAUCCUAUCGAGUACCACUAGUUAUUGCACCCCACGGCAAAGAUGGCAGCCGGGUUAUGUUCGGCUAAUCAAAGUCACUUCAACUCCUCACAGACAAU